GCGAGACGGUCGAUGGUUUUCGGAAAACGUACUCAACUUUUGACAAGCCUUCUUCAAGAGGCGCAUCCGUGGAAUAUGAACAGAGAUACUCACUUAGUGGCACAGAUUUAGAGAAAGAUGUUAGAGAAGACGUGGAGCUAAAGUAGACGAACGCUAGAGUCUGGCUGGAAAACGAGAAAUUUACUGACCUAUCAUAGCUGAGGAGAGUUCUUGUUGUACUGUAGUCUUUUAAAAUCAACCGAAAUUCAAAGUUACUGAAUGAACUCAAAAGAUCAGAAAAUCCGGUAUCUAGAACAAGCUAAUAUUCACCUGCACAACGUCAACAGAAAGUCUGAAGAAUCGCACGGAUGAGUUGAGCAUCAGAACAAACAACUAAGAUUGAGAUCUAUCAUUCUUCAGAAGAAAGUCACUGACAAUUCGUUACUCACUUUACAUACUGUCCUAACAUACGCGAUGUUUAACAGAGCAGCGGUCCUGUUGGGGGUGAAGAUAGCCGUCACGAUGUUAAUGAUGCUUGGAACACAACUGGAGGCAGCACCCACUGAGAGAGGCUUCAUGAAACCACCAGAUCCUCUUCUAAGCAUCAGUCAUUCAUCAACCACUUCACAAAAGUCAUUAAAUCCAAGCCAACACCUGAAAAACUGGCUUCUGAGUACCAAAGCAGCCAGACCGGACGGGACAAUGAAAACCACUCACAAAGCCGCUACAAGGACUAUCACAAGAAGCAUCAGACAAAUGAAGAUCCACCCUGACACUGCAGCUCCAGAUAAACGAGCCAAGAUGCUGAAGAUGAUCUCUGCCUUGGAGGAGCUGCACAGAGUAUUUAACAGCUCACUGAGCUCACGGAUCACCAUCAUGCCCCGAGCGAAUGGCAGAAAUUCCAGCAGAAAAAAUAAAGUGGUCCCAGCUGCUGCUGAGGUCGGAGUGAAGCCGACCACUGCAACCCCAGCAGCAGUCGACAGCACUGCAUCCAGAACCAGCGCUGAUGCUAUCGUCCCGAGUCUGACUGGUCGAAACUUUAGGAAGUCCCUCCCACCGCAGACCAAGAAGACCAACAAAAGAGUGUGCUUCUGGAAGUACUGCUCCCAGAACUGAUCAUCUCUAUCAUCUCUUCAAUCCAUCCACCUACCCAACCAUACAGCAUCUUUACAUUCAUGACAUCCCCAAUCAAAAAAACGUUCCCUCCUUGAUUCCCAAAUGGAUAUAGGUUCCAAGCACAUUGCACACAUGCGACACAGUGUGUAUAAUUCAGCUAAAUUUAUUUGGAUUGGAGAAUUUAUUUAUUGUCCGGUGCUGUUCCUGAGAAGACAAUUAAUCAAGACUUUGGUGAACCUGAAGGCCUUAGCUGGACUCAGAGGCAGGAAUAUAUAAUAGAAAACCGGCUUGUUGAUUGAAUUCAUUAGUCUGACUGUAUCUUCCAUCCCUCCAUCCCUUCCUCUCCUUUGUUUCCUCCCUGACCUCUGGGUGCUAGGAGACUGUCGCCGUGGCACCGCCAAGCUUGUCACCUCCCACCAGGCCGGCGCCAACCUUCACUCGGACCUUUUCAUUCGCUCAUUAAUUAACACGACUGACCAAUCAAAGAAGACGAUGUGCGCUCGUGGCAUGAACAAACACUCCUCUAAACUCUUUCCUCUGCAUUAGGAGACAGACACACGUCGCUUCUGUAUGUGUGCGCCAACUUUGAAAUAAAGUUCAUCUCUAGCAUGGCAAAUGCAAACUGUGACAAUAAAAAUUGAGAUUUUA
This is a messenger RNA of Acanthochromis polyacanthus (spiny chromis), 1743 nucleotides long. RefSeq names its product urotensin II-related peptide (gene urp2). Gene Ontology annotation, cellular component: extracellular region. The record is from RefSeq and is a predicted model, not a curated record. Lineage: Eukaryota; Metazoa; Chordata; Actinopteri; Pomacentridae. The transcript is spliced from 5 exons. Gene Ontology annotation, biological process: regulation of blood pressure; blood vessel diameter maintenance. Gene Ontology annotation, molecular function: hormone activity. The coding region runs from base 454 to 1095 and encodes 213 amino acids.